Solanum pennellii is the source of this 426-nucleotide messenger RNA. RefSeq lists its product as uncharacterized. The transcript has a single exon. Lineage: Eukaryota; Viridiplantae; Streptophyta; Magnoliopsida; Solanales; Solanaceae. Bases 1 to 426 code for a protein of 141 amino acids. The record is from RefSeq and is a predicted model, not a curated record.
AUGCAAGACUGCAAACCUGUGAGUACUCCAAUAUCUACUGGUGUGAAGCUUGGCAAGGAUGGGGAUUCCGAAAAAGUGGAUGAUAGUAUGUAUAGAAGGUUAAUUGGCAGUUUUCUAUAUCUAACCGCAAGCAGGCCUGACAUUCUAUUUGUUGUUAGUUUGCUCUCUAGUUUCAUGCAUCGCCUAGAGACACACACCUCACAGCUGCUAAAAGAGUUAAUAAGGUAUAUUAAAGGAACUAGAUUGCUUGGAAUUUUUUUCCCAACAUCUGCUGAAGUAACUAUGAACCUGAUCGGGUACUCUGAUAGUGAUUGGGGUGGUGGAGUUGAUGAUCUCGAAGCACAUCUGGAUAUCUUUUCUAUUUGGGGACAAGUUGUAUUAGUUGGAGCUCUAGAAAACAAGAAACUACAACUCAAUACACAGUAG